Molecule: messenger RNA, 2910 nt
Organism: Grosmannia clavigera kw1407
Lineage: Eukaryota; Fungi; Ascomycota; Sordariomycetes; Ophiostomatales; Ophiostomataceae
Product: phosphoinositide 3-kinase
Exons: 1
Coding region: 1-2910 (969 amino acids)
Biological process (GO): autophagosome assembly; phosphatidylinositol-mediated signaling; phosphatidylinositol-3-phosphate biosynthetic process
Cellular component (GO): phagophore assembly site; peroxisome; endosome
Molecular function (GO): 1-phosphatidylinositol-3-kinase activity
Source: RefSeq, a predicted model, not a curated record
AUGGAGCCGUUCUCGUUUGCCAGCUCCGAGGCGCUCAACCUCCAGGUCAGCAUCCGGAUUGUCAGCCUCGAAGGCGAGGAGACGCCCUUUCUCGACUCGACGCUGGUGACGCAUCCGGAGAUCCGUCAUGUUGGGGCCAACACGAGUCUACACUCGGACCUGUAUGCAACGGCACAGGUGUGGGCGGGAUCGAAGCCGCUGACGGUGCCGGUGCAGACAGCGUACCGAGCUUUCAAGGCGGAGCGGAAGUGGAACGAAUGGCUGACGCUGCCGAUCCGCUACUCUGGACUUCCAGGUGACGCCAGCGUUGCCAUCACGGUAUGGGACGUGUCGCCAACGGGUGGCGGAACGGGUGCGAGAGGCCAUGCGGUACCGUUUGGCGGAACGACGAUCCCGCUGUUUGACGGCGAGAACCAGCUGCACAAGGGCCGGUACAAGUGCGUAGUGCACCGGCUGGCCGAGGCAGACGGCUACGACAACAGCAAGACACCGGCCUUUCCCCGCAAGAAGAGGACGAAGCAGAGUCGGCAGAAGGACGAGCAGAAGCGGGUGGUGGCGUACGGUGACGGCGAUGACGACAGGGAUAAGAACACGAUCGAGGAGGAGGACGGCAAGGACAUUAGCGAGCACGACGCCGAGGCCGAAGAAGUCGAGCGGAUGGACCGAUUGUUCAAAAAGCACGAGAUGGGCGAGAUCCCACGGGUCGAAUGGCUGGACCAGCUGGUGUUCCGGGGGUUUGAGCGACGCAGCAUGCAGCGAGCGGCGUCGUCGCUGCGGCAGCCCCGGGGGCUCGACGAGGGGGGCUCAGACGGAACUGGCCGAGCAGACGGAACGGACGAGGCACACGGGGCCAACAGGCGUCCAGGACCGUCACGAUUCCUGCUCAAUGUGGAGUUUCCGCGGUUCGACUUCCCGGUGGUGUUUGUGGACCACGAAUACCCGCCGCCAGCGAUCUCAGCGCUGCAGAACAUGUCGGCGUCACAGUCGGGGGUCGUGCUGAAGCCGGCACCUGAAGUACACUUUGGACCGGGGAUCGACGGCGGUAGAGGUGCUGGUGCCGGAGGCGAGGGCAUGGCACGGUUGAUGCGGGUGUACGAUGCUGAGGUGGGAGCACGUGACAAUCCAGCGGAGAGCAAGCACCGGCGACUGGUGCGGACGCAGCACCGACACGGGGCGCUGGACAAGGACCUCAAGCCGAACGCGAAGAACCGGGACGAGCUGAACGUGAUCAUGUCCUAUCCACCGACACAGGUGCUGACGGCAGACGAAAAGGACCUCGUGUGGAAGUUCCGAUACCACCUGACGCGCGAGAAGAAGGCGGUGACCAAGUUUGUCAAGUCGGUCAGCUGGGGCGACGGGGCGGAGGCGAAGCAGGCGGUGCAGGUGCUGGGGCGGUGGACCAACAUCGACGUGGAUGACGCGUUGGAGCUGCUGGGACCGACAUUUGAUCACCGGUCGGUGCGGGCGUAUGCGGUCGAGCGGCUGCGCAAGGCUGACGACAGCGAGCUGCUGCUGUACCUGCUGCAGCUCGUGCAGGCCUUGAAGUUUGAGAUGGGGGGAGGGGAAGGGGGAGGAGGAGAAGAGGAGGAAGCACAGAUGAACUCGCAAGACGAAGCACAAGCGAACGCGAACACACACAACCCUCACAACUCAUCGCUGGCACGAUUUCUGAUCGCACGGGCAGCUGGCAACCUGAUGCUAGGCAACUACUUCUACUGGUAUCUGAUGGUGGAAUGCGACGACCACAGCAUGGCGCAGACGGCGGAGAACCGAGCAGUAUACCGCAAGGUGGCGUACGACUUCAUGGCCGAGCUGGAGCGACGACCAGGCGGAGCAGAGACGCGGCAGAUGCUGCGGCGACAGGCCGAAUGGGUGGCGGUGAUGGCCAAGAUUGCGGGCGAAGUCAAGGAGGCGCACGAGCCGAUGGCCCGUCGGGGCGAGCGAGUGCGGCAAUUUCUGACGGACGGACGCAACGAGCUGGCGACGAUUGAGCCACCGCUAGCACUGCCGCUGGACCCGUCGGUGAUGGUGGUGGGCGCAGCAACGGGGCCGGACGACGUGGCGGUGUUCAAGUCGUCGCUGCAUCCGAUCAAGGUGGCCUUCCGGGACGUGGACGGGGGACGGUAUCCGAUUCUGUUCAAGAUGGGCGAUGAUCUGCGGCAGGACCAGCUGGUGAUCCAGAUCAUCACGCUGAUGGACCAGCUGCUGCGCAAGGAGAACCUGGACCUGCGGCUGACGCCGUACAAGAUCCUGGCGACGAGCAGCCGCAUGGGCCUGACGCAGUUUGUGCCGUCGGCGAGCCUGCAGAGCCUGGCCGCACGCUAUCGUGGCGCGCCCAACGCGGCGCUGGCGUAUCUGCGGCAGCACAGCGGCGAUCCGAACGGGCCGCUGGGCCUGCAGGCCCGCACGCUCGACACGUUUGUCCGGUCGUGCGCGGGCUACUGCGUCAUCACGUACAUUCUCGGCGUGGGCGACCGCCAUCUCGACAACCUCUUGCUCGCGCCGGACGGUCGCUUCUUUCACGCUGACUUUGGCUUCAUCCUCGGCCGUGAUCCCAAGCCGUUUGCCCCGGCCAUGAAGCUCAGCCGCGAGAUGGUCGAGGCCAUGGGCGGCAGCGGGUCCGAGCACUACCGCCAGUUCAAGCAGUACUGCUUUCUCGCCUACUCGGCCCUGCGCAAGUCCAGCAACCUGAUCCUCAACCUGUUCAGCCUCAUGGUCGACGCCAACAUCCCCGACAUCCUCUGGGAACCCGACAAGACCGUGCUCAAGGUCCAGGACCGCUUCCACCUCGAGCUCAACGAGGAGGACGCCAUGCGCCACCUCGAGCGCGUCAUCGACGACAACCUCAACGCUUUUGUGCCCGUCGUCAUCGAUCGUCUGCACGAGUUCGUCCAGGCUUUCCGGGCGUAA